Messenger RNA from Entrophospora sp. SA101, 588 nucleotides. NCBI's taxonomy places the organism in Eukaryota, Fungi, Glomeromycota, Glomeromycetes, Entrophosporales, Entrophosporaceae. The record is from the annotation of a GenBank genome assembly.
AUGGUAGGUUUAUCUGUGAGCAUGGUGGGAUUUUCUACUAUUGAACCAAAAAUUAACACCAAAGGAACUAGUGUUGAAAUUGCAAUGAUAGAGAAUGUUGGACAAGAUAAAAAUAGCAAACAAAUAAAUAAACAAUUUAAAAUUGUUAUUUUCCAUCCAUUUGAAUCAAGAUUAUCAAGCAUUACCAAAAGUUGCAAGAAUGUAUCUAGAUUGUUUAUAUCUGGUCAUUUAUCUCCACAAAGAAAAAACUUGGCUAAAGAAUUUUUUCUUCAAGAAGAAAAUCAACAACAAAUACAAUUACCUAAUCAAAAUAAUCAUCAAAAUCAAUUACCUAAUAACCAACCUACUCAACAACAACUUCAAUUGACUAAUCAAACAAACAAUCAACCUUCACUUCAACAACAACCUCAACAAUUCCAGCAGGAACCUGAAUUUCAACAAUCUAAACCUCAACAGAAAUCACAACAACAAUUUCAACAAGAACUUGAACUCCAACAAAGUACUGAACUUCCCAGUCAACCAACUAAUCAAUCUGUUAAACAACAAGUACAAUCGUCAAAUGCAAAAAAAAAAAAUCAAACUUUCUGA